UUCAGAGCUACAGUUUGCAGAUGGGUGUAACCAACAAGCUGGGGGAAAUACAGAAGCGUAUCACAUGCUGUUAUUACAUCAGAGCUCAGACUAGUUUCACUUCUCAGGAUGUGAGACUCAGAGAGUCAGACAGUCGUUGUUACUGAGCGAGAGGUGAAAUGGCGCAGAAAGGAGUUCAGCUGGACCGGGAAACCUUCUCUUGUUCCAUCUGUCUGGAUCUACUGAAGGAUCCGGUGGCUAUUCCCUGUGGACACAGCUACUGCAUGAACUGUAUUAAAAGCCACUGGGAUGGAGAGGAUCGUAAGUACAUCUACAGCUGCCCUGAGUGCAGGAAGACGUUCACACCGAGGCCUGUCCUGCUGAAAAACACCAUGUUAGCAGCUUUAGUGGAGGAGCUGAAGAAGACUGGACUCCAAGCUGCUCCUGCUGAUCACUGCUAUGCUGGAGCUGAAGAUGUGGCCUGUGAUGUCUGCACCGGGAGAAAACUCAAAGCACACAAGUCCUGUCUGCAAUGUCUGGCUUCUUUCUGUGAGAAACACCUCCAGCCUCAUUAUGAAUCAGAGACAUUCGAGAAACACAAGCUGGUGGAGCCGUCCAAGAAGCUCCAGGAGAACGUCUGCUCUCGUCACGAUGAGGUAAUGAAACUUUUUUGCCGUACUGAUCAGCAGUGUAUCUGUUCGCUCUGCUCUGUGGAGGAACAUAAAGGCCACGAUACAGUCUCAGCUGCAGCAGAAAGGACUGAGAGGCAGAAAAAGCUCGAGGGGAGUCGACAGACCAUCCAGCAGAGAAUCCAGGACAGAGAGAAAGAUGUGAAGCUGCUUCAACAGCAGGUGGAGGCCAUCGAUCGCGCCGCCGAUAAAGCAGUGGAGGACAGCGAGAAGAUCUUCACCGAGCUGAUCCGUCUCCUGGAGAAAAGAAGCUCUGAUGUGAAGCAGCAGGUCAGAUCCCAGCAGAAAAGAGAAGAGAGUCGAGUCAGAGAGCUUCAGGAGGAGCUGGAGCAGGAGAUCACUGAGCUGAAGAGGGAAGACGCUGAGCUGAAGAAGCUCUCACACACAGAGGAUCUCAACCAGUUUCUACACAACUACCCCUCACUGUCACCUCUCAGCCAAUCAGCAUCCAGCAUCCAAAUCUGUCCUCUGAGCUGCUUUGAGGAUGUGACAGCGGACGUGUCAGAAGUCAGAGAUAAACUACAGGACGUCCUGAGAGAGGAACCCAAGACCAGAGCUGGAUUCUUAAAAUAUUCACGUAAAAUCACACUGGAUCCAACCACAGCAAACACACAUCUAUCAUUAUCUGAGGGGAACAGGAAAGCAACAUUCAUGGGUCAACAGUCUUAUUCUAGUCACCCAGACAGAUUCACUAACUGGUGUCAGGUCCUGAGUAGAGAGAGUCUGACUGGAUGUUGUUACUGGGAGGUGGAGAGGGGAGGAGAAGGAGUUUAUGUAGCAGUCACAUACAAGAAUAUCAGGAGAGCAGGGGGGUCGGAUGAAUGUAGAUUUGGACAAAAUGACAAAUCUUGGGCGUUAGAUUGUGACAACAACAUUUAUACAUUUUGGUCCAACAAAGUCCAAACUCCCGUCUCAGGUCCUGAGUCCUCCAGAGUAGGAGUGUACCUGGAUCACAGUGCAGGUAUUCUGUCCUUCUACAGCGUCUCUGAAACCAUGACUCUCCUCCACAGAGUCCAGACCACAUUCACUCAGCCCCUCUAUGCUGGACUGAGGGUUUAUGGUUCUUAUGGAGACUCUGCUGAGUUGUGUAAACUGAAAUAGACAGAAGUCAUUUAAGGGUUAAAUUCUGUCAUUCUGAGUAAUUUUUUUAUUUAAAAAAAAGGAAAACUUGCAGCUUGUUAAAUGAGAAUAUUUUCUGGUUCCUUCACUCCUCAAGGCUUUUUAAAAAACGCUUUGGACGCAUUCAAGGCUUUUAUUGAUACAUUUUCAAUGGGUUUUUUUCGGUGGUUUUUAUUGAAAGCUUUUUGACGCUCGUUUUCUACAACACACACACACAUGGACACACACGUACACACACACACGUGGACACACACGGACACACACACACAUGGA
Perca flavescens (yellow perch) is the source of this 2060-nucleotide messenger RNA. Its product is annotated as tripartite motif-containing protein 16-like. The transcript has a single exon. Lineage: Eukaryota; Metazoa; Chordata; Actinopteri; Perciformes; Percidae. The record is from RefSeq and is a predicted model, not a curated record. Gene Ontology annotation, molecular function: protein binding; zinc ion binding. The coding region runs from base 159 to 1769 and encodes 536 amino acids.